AUGGCUGACUGUUAACAAAGACGAGACGUUUUCUUUGUUACUAAAGCCUGUAGCCAUGGCUGAACAAAGAACAAGCUCAACUCCGAGUAGCAUCGCCACGACAACGGCCACAACGCCGAUAGCAUCGAUGGCGAACACAAUCCGGUCUCCCGGACCUCUGCCCCAAGUGCAGGUGAUCCCGCAGACGAUGCACAGUCCCCCGUACCUGGCCCAGUUCCCCUACAAUCAACAGCUCAUGCUGCAGAAUGCGGCUGUCGCUGCAAUGGCACAACAACAGCUGAACAUGACAGCCAUGAUGCAAGGGAGACCACCCUCGGUGAGCCCCACCAGUCCUGGCAUGAUGUCACCGAGUAUGAUGUCGCAGCAACAACAGCAGCAGCAGCAAGGUAAUAUAGCAACAUCUACACACUCGAACUCAAAUUCUGGAAGCAAGCAGAAUAAUGGGAAGCAAAACCAAAUACAGCAAGGGCAGGCAACUCCAAUGAUUGGUGGGAAGCCUGCUGUCAUGCCAACACAACAAGCUCAGCCAUUGGUUCUUAGUCAACUUGGUGCUGUUUUUGGUCAGAAUGCUGCAAACCAGGCUUUAGUUGCCCAGUCCAAGGGCCAAGUUCAAGGCCAGCCACAGCUCAUUACUACUCAGGCACCACUCCGCUUCAGUCAGCCACAGCUUGUCACCAACACGGGGCAGAUCAUCCAAUCAGGACCCUUAUUAACCAACCAGGCUGUCUUGCAGGCCAUGGCCAACCUGCAACAAGGCAUCCCAUUGGCUGCCCACCAGCCUCUGCUGACGGGCCACGGGCAGCCUCCCACCAUCAUGGCCGGACAGUCUGUGUAUAUUCGAACCAAUGGACCCAUCCAACCGCAGGGAAUGAUGGCCAACAUGCAGUUUCUGCAGCAAUAUCCAGGAAUGGGGGAAAGUGCCGUCAACCAGCUGCCGUACAUGCAGGCAGUUGCUGGAAUGAAACCAAACAAGAUCGAACUUCCACAUAAUUCUCAGGUGAAGACUGGGGGCUCGAAGACCCCCUCGGGGAAGACCCUGCUCCCGUCGAAGUCGUCUGCAAAAGUUCAGCCGACUAAAAUGGGUCAGAGUGCAAAACUGAACAUCCCACAGGUGAUUCCCAAACAGAAAAGCCGAUCCAAGUCCUCUUCCAAAACAUCGGCGUCGGUCCCCACCGCAGCUACCCACCCAGUCCAGAAACAGGCCCCCAACCCGGUCAAAGUGGUCACCCCCGUCGUUCAAUCAAACAUCACAGUUCCUGCAGCCAAGAGCCAAUCCGAUUCGGAGACAGAAACGGCCAAGGCUAACCGGGAGGAGCCCGAAACGGAACCCAGCAGCAAGUCGUUGGAUGUUUCCAUGGAUACCGUUACCACCGAGGAGACUAAGGAGUCCGGUGUCGAGAGCGAGGUUAAGGAGGGUAAGGAGGAGGUUGCAGCGGAGGAGGAGCCGAUGGAGGAGGUUGCCCCAAGUAAGCCGGUUCUGUUGCCGGAGCAGACGCCGGUGGUGGAGAAGCAGAGGGCGAUCGUGAAACCGCACAUCUUGACCCACAUCAUAGAGGGCUUCAUCAUCCAGGAGGGCUCCGAACCCUUCCCUGUCCAGCGGUCGUCACUGUUGACGGAAUACGUACCACCAAAACCGAGUCGGACAGAUCGAGAGUCGGACGAAGACAUGCCUGACCUCUCCUAUGACCCUCCACCCCCAGUCUUAGAACCUGAAGGCUUCGCCCCUCCUGCACCUCUGAUGUUGACGUGUGAAUACUGUGGAAACCAGGAACGUGCGUCGAAAUUCCGCCGAUCCAAGCGCUUCUGUUCAAUAAUGUGUGCCAAGCGAUACAACGUGGCCUGCUCCAAACGCAGUACCAUGUUCCGAGGAGGAGAAAACAAAGUUUUAACAGGAAAAGUUACAAAGUUUGUCCGCAAGCGAAAGCACGUGGUUGGAAACAGGAAAGGCUGGCGAUCAGAGCGUGGCGGUCGACUGUCCUACAACAUCAACAUGCCGGAUCCGUCAGGCACGAUGCAACAAUAUUUUGUGUCACAGCCUCACGGGGAAGACUUCAGCAGUUCUAACAGUGGACAGGAAGAAAGCAGCUCCUCCCCUACCUCCCCAGCCCAGCACCCCAACUUCGAGAUGUCUAGCAUGGAGUCCAGCACAGAUCCAGCCAAGUGGACUGUGAGUGAAGUGUACGAGUUCAUCAACUCCCUGCCGGGCUGCGCGUCGUACGCAGACGAGUUCCGCUCUCAGGAGAUCGACGGCCAGGCCCUGCUGCUGCUGAAGGAAGACCACCUGAUGUCGGCCAUGAACAUCAAACUGGGACCCGCACUCAAGAUCUGCGCCAAAAUCACGUCCAUCAAGGACGAGUUCGUUUAAUGUUCACAACACUCGCUUAGACAAAUAAUCGAAACAACACUCGCUUAGACAAAUAAUCGAAACAACACUCGCUAAGACAAAAAUAAUCGAAAUAAUCUUUGAGUGUCUUUAGCCAAUAUUACGGAACUAGACAUUUACAUUGUCAAAGAUAAGUUUGUUUAAUGUUCACAACACCACUUAGACAAAUAAUAUUUGAGUGUCUUUAGACAAUAUUAUGGAACUAGACAUUUACAUUAUCAAAGAUAAGUUUGUUUAAUGUUCACAACACCACUUAGACAAAUAAUGUUUAGUGUCUUUAGACAGUAUUGUGGAACUUGAUAUCAACAUUAUUAAAGACAAGUUUGUUUAAUAUUCAAACACUCACUUAGACAAAUAUGGCCGAAUUUACAAAGUCUUGUUUUUUUUUAAACACAGGUGUUUAAGCAUGGUAAAUGUAUGUAGUUACGUGUGUGUAAGACAUAAACAGGUGUUUAAGCAUGGUGAAUGUAUG
Messenger RNA from Gigantopelta aegis, 2855 nucleotides. Its product is annotated as polyhomeotic-like protein 1. The record is from RefSeq and is a predicted model, not a curated record. Gene Ontology annotation, cellular component: nucleus; PRC1 complex. Gene Ontology annotation, molecular function: zinc ion binding; protein binding. NCBI's taxonomy places the organism in Eukaryota, Metazoa, Mollusca, Gastropoda, Neomphalida, Peltospiridae. The transcript has 13 exons. Bases 56 to 2365 code for a protein of 769 amino acids.